UCAGAAUUCUGUUAUUUAUCAUGGGGAAAAAAACAUAGGUUUGAACACAUUGAUUUAUUCUUACAGCAAAUGACCUUCUACUUUGGCUACAAAAAUGUGGAGCUGCUAUUCGCUGGGCUGGUCAUCAACACUCCAGGAGGAAUGGUAGGCGCAUGCAUUGCUGUGUUCCUGCUGGCUGUGUUCUACGAGGGAUUAAAGAUCGGCCGUGAGUUCCUAUUGAGAAGGAAUCAGGUGAACGUGCGUUACAACUCCAUGCCUGUCCCAGGAGCUGAUGGCACUGUGCUCAUGGAGACACAUAAAACAGUCGGACAGCGAAUGCUGAGUCUCGCGCACUUCUUCCAGACGUUUCUUCACAUCAUCCAAGUGGUGGUCAGUUACUUCCUCAUGCUGGUGUUCAUGACGUACAACGGGUACCUGUGCAUCGCUGUGGCGGCAGGCGCCGGCUUCGGCUACUUCCUGUUCAGCUGGAAGAAGGCAGUGGUGGUGGAUAUUACAGAACACUGUCAUUAACCUCUCUUGUAUAUAACCUCAAAAAACACCCACUUCACAAUCCCAACAUGCACCGCGACUCUAUAUGUGUAGAGCACUAUAUGAUUUCUUUAAUCUCCGUAAAUCUCAACCAAGUGGCUCUAUUCAUUUUAAAGCUCUAAAGCUCUCG
Molecule: messenger RNA, 658 nt
Organism: Carassius carassius (crucian carp)
Lineage: Eukaryota; Metazoa; Chordata; Actinopteri; Cypriniformes; Cyprinidae
Product: high affinity copper uptake protein 1-like
Exons: 3
Coding region: 70-510 (146 amino acids)
Biological process (GO): copper ion transmembrane transport
Cellular component (GO): membrane
Molecular function (GO): copper ion transmembrane transporter activity
Source: RefSeq, a predicted model, not a curated record